CCUGUAUCCGAGCAUCCAGACGAGGGUUACCGUAGCGACUGCCGCCUCCAGCUCCAUCCUCAGCAGCAGACGCAGAGAGCCAGAGGGGAGUGAAGGUGAGUUCCUGCAGCGACCCCUGACACAGUGACAAGAUGACGCUGGCAGCCUACAAAGAGAAGGUGAAAGAGCUCCCCCUGGUGUCUCUGUUCUGCUCCUGCUUCAACCCACAGAUCGAGAAGAACACAUACAAAGCAGAGGAUGCGGUGGACCUCGGCUGGUGCAGUAUCAAAGAUGUGGAGGUGAUCGAGCUGAACAAGCGCGCGUCAGGACAGGCCUUUGAGGUGAUCCUGAAGCCCCCCUCCUUCGACGGGGCCCCCGAACUCAACACCUCCAUGCCCCAGCGCAGAGACCCCUCCCUUGAGGAAAUUCAGAAGAAACUGGAGGCUGCUGAGGAGAGAAGGAGGAUCCAAGAGGCGGAGCUGAGGAAACAUUUGGCAGAAAAGAGGGAGCACGAGCGUGAGGUGAUCCAGAAGGCCUUCGAGGAGAACAACAACUUCAUCAAGCACGCCAAGGAGAAGCUAGAGCAGAAGAUGGAGGCCAACAAGGAGAACCGCGAGGCUCUGCUGGCGGCCAUGUUGGAGAGGCUGCAGGAGAAGGACAAACACGCAGAGGAAGUGAGGAAGAACAAGGAGCUGAAAGAGGAGGCCUGUCGGUAGACCUGAGGAGAGAGAGACAGACGACAGGAGCGAAACAAAAGGGGAGGGCCCGGGGAUUCAUUCAAAAAGAAAAUCCAAAACAGUCAUGACAAAAAAAAAACAACAAAAAAAAUCAAGAAUUUUUGAUAUUUGAUGUAUGUUAAUGAGUAAGCUGUACAAAACUACGCCAAAAAUGUGUGUUUUUAAAGGAUGAGGGAGGGUGCUCUUUCAUGCUUUUGUUUGGCAAGGGAAAAAAUGCUGGAAAAAAUUGUACUAAAAUUGUAAAAGAAAUCACAAUGAAUGUUAAUAUUUUAGACAGUUCGUGUUUGCCAGUGAUCAGAUGUGUUCAGAACAAAAGUGUAAGGUUGAUAAUGAUUUUAUUUUCCAACAAAAAAUCCACUGAGGAUUUAAUUUAAAAAAACAUAAAAACAAAACAAAAAAAACAGAAUUCCCUUAGUGGCAUUGACAAAAAAAACUUCUGAAUCCAUCAAAUUAUUUUUAUCAUACUUACUUGCCUCAAUCAGUUUGUGUCAAAUCAUUGUGAAAUUUCUUCACAAUUGAAAUGACAAUAAAACAAAGUCAUAGAGUCAAGAGUCAUAUAAUGCAAUGGACAAUUGGCCUUGUUAGUAUUGAAACGUAUUGAAACUUAAAACCAUAGAGACGAUCAUGUGCAUCUCUUCCUACAGUUUGACUCAUAUUACACAGGAAGUCUGACUUGUAAACGCAUUUUAUGAAUCAUCAUUAACUACUUUGAGUCUGUUAAAGGUGCUCUAUGUAACUUGGCAUCUGACACCUGCCUGUCUCCAUGGAGAUCGACAGUUUGGCAUUAAACAAGUUGUUGUCUUUGCUCAGUUUUUAUUGCUCAAAAAAUACCUUGAAAAGCACGUAUUCUCACUGUGAGCUGGGUCUUCUCUGAACAGAUAUGAACCGUAAUUUGGCCGGGGUGCACCGCUUUUUAAUGUCGUACUGUGGAACAUUCCAGGUUAAGCAAAUACAUCUCAAUGGAGACGAGGAGGCUUCACGAGAAAAGUUACAUCCUGUACCUUUAGCAAACUUUAGUCUUUAGUUUCACAAGCACUAAUUUCUUUGUAUCUAUCUGAUCCUUAUAUAAUUUAUGUGAACUUUAAACUCUCGCACUCUUGCACUGUUUCUUUUGUUUUGUUGUAUCUUGACGAAUUGUAUUUUGUGUUUUAUUAAUCAGUUAACGACACAAGAAAAUGCAAGAAAGCUUAUGGAGUUUUUUGGGGUUUUUUUGCACAAAUGUACUGCUUCAUUCUGUUGUUUCCGGGGUAGCCUGGCUCUGAAGGACUUUAGACCGUAAGUGUAGGUGUCAAAUAGUGGCAUGUUUAGGAUUUUAGGGCACGGUUUGCACUCUUUUUGUCACUAAGCACAAGUCAUAAGCACAUAUGCAAACACUGAAGGCAGACACAAAAUCCUGAACGUUCAGAAUAUCCAUGGGGCUUUUAGGAGUGAUGGAAAAUUAGCAUCCUAGUUAUAGCAACGAACUAGAAUAUUACAUCAUUUGAUCGGUAAAAAGUACUCAAAAUGGCGCCUAUAACCUGGACGGUGAAACUGGGACAGCUCCUCUGCUUUGGCAUGUGACUGUGAUUGUAUGAUUUCUAAUAGUGAAAGGUUGGCUGAGUCAUACUGACUUUAGGAGCCGUGUAUGGAGGAUUUUUGUGGGUUUAAUAUAACGCUCUGUCUGUAUCUGCUGUUUGUCUAAAGGCGAUUGACUGUAAUUGUUUUGGCAUGGUCAGUAAAAGCAACUUGAUUCAA
Periophthalmus magnuspinnatus is the source of this 2450-nucleotide messenger RNA. It is a transcript of the gene stmn4, whose product is annotated as stathmin-like 4. Gene Ontology annotation, cellular component: neuron projection; cytoplasm. Lineage: Eukaryota; Metazoa; Chordata; Actinopteri; Gobiiformes; Gobiidae. Bases 132 to 695 code for a protein of 187 amino acids. Gene Ontology annotation, biological process: regulation of microtubule polymerization or depolymerization; neuron projection development; microtubule depolymerization. The transcript is spliced from 6 exons. The record is from RefSeq and is a predicted model, not a curated record. Gene Ontology annotation, molecular function: tubulin binding.